UAGGCACUUUUCAUUCGACUGAUAUCAAAAACACCCUAAUGAUCACACUGUAGAGGAUUGUGAACUAACCGUUGAAAAAUGGAAAGAAUUGAUUUACAGAGAAGUCAUAGCGUAUAAUCCAAGUGCAUGAGCAAAGCUUCAGUACAUUUACGCUAAAACAAUGACAGAGUUUUAAAAUUCGCACAAACAUUCGUGUAUCAAAAAACAAAAGCGUGGAAAAUAUAUUGUUCAUAUUAACGCUCUUAAUUAUAUCAAAAAACCCACAGUGGAUAUAGUAUAAGUUUAUAUUUAAAAAAAAGUCGUAUUUUUCGAAAAGAUUAAAAAAAGAUAACAAAAACACCAAAUUCCAAUCACAAACAGCAAUCAUGUUUAAUCACAGUUGAAAACAUUUUUGACAACAUAUCGACGUGAUGCAUAAACAAACACAAUGAUAUGCACAGUGAUUUUACGACACAUACACAUCGCACGCCACAUACAUACUUGCGAUUUGAUAACUGAUCGUGAUUCUCUUUCUGUCACCUUCGUCGAUCGCUCUGCAUUGUGUGUGUGUGUGUGUAUGAGUGAACUUCACAAAGACUUUCUCUUUAGCGGCAAAUAAUAUCAAACAUUAUAGUGGCCGUAGUGUCAUAAAUGAACGCACACACGAGUAGUAACAAUUUGUAUGUGGGCAAACAGUGUAUAUUAAUCAGUGGAAUGCUAUACAUCGGUGAUUGUUUAUUAAUCAAAACAAAUUGUAUUUCCUAUCAGUACAGAAAUGUGUUUAAAAAAAGAAAUACACUCCGACUAAUGUGAUAUAAAUGAAAUUUGAUAGAGUCAUAGUGUUGUCCAUAUCGUGUGUUCUGUAUCGAAAAGUGUUUUAGUUACAAUGCCAAAUUAAUCAGGGAAUUAUAAUCACAAAGAGAUAUAUUGAUAAUUUGUUUAUAAAAAUAGAAUUUUCCUGGAAACAAUAAAUCAAGUACAUUUAUACGAGAGAGAAAAAUUAAGUGAAAUAAAGUUGUAAAAGGUUGGAGUAAACGUGUUGAAAGAGUUCGUAAAACAAGUGUUAGUUUCGUCAAGUUAUUUGUCAAAUUGUAAAGAAUUUUUAAUAAAAGUGUGCCUUAAAACGAUACCAUGAAUUGACCUCAUUAAAAACCUGAUUUUUUUCUACAAUCUAAUUUGGUGGUGAAAAGAACGGCGAAAGAGCGACACGUACAUUUGUUAUUUUAUUCAUAUUUAUUUUGAUCGUUCUUCAAAGGAAAAAGAGCUUGUUCUUUUUUUCUCUAUCAUUUUGUCUUAACUUAUCGCUAGUCGUUCGCAAAAAGAAGAAGAAAAAAAUGAGAGUGUAAUAAUUCAACCGGAAUUUUGACAAGAAGAAUUUAAUGUAUUGAGUCAUACAUUCCUUUAGUUGCUUUUUUCCUCCAAUUUCUCUAUUUGUACAAUGUAUUCGCAAGAAGACUUUUAUUCUGUUGACAUUGGUGAUACAAAAUUCACGGUACUCAAGCGAUACAAGAAUCUGAGGCCGAUUGGUGCUGGCACCCAGGGUAUCGUUUGUGCUGCAUAUGAUGAUGUGACAGGAAAGGAUGUGGCAAUCAAAAAACUAUGGAAGCCGUUUCAAAAUAUCGUAUUUGCCAAACGUGCUUAUCGAGAGUUUAAGCUGAUGAAAUUGGUCGAUCACGUGAAUAUUAUUAAACUUCUAAAUGCGUUCACGCCACAACGAUCUCUGGACGAGUUUCAAGACGUAUUUCUUGUGAUGGAUUUUAUGGAUGCAAAUCUAGGCAAUGUCAUAAAUACUCAAUUGGACCAUAAGCGAAUAUCGUAUUUACUCUACCAAAUGCUUUGUGGCAUCAAACAUUUGCACUCAGCUGGUAUCAUACACAGAGACUUGAAGCCAUCUAAUAUUGUAGUCAAAGCGGAUUGUUCACUAAAAAUAUUAGAUUUCGGACUGGCUCGGGCAGCUGGUUCAACAGCAAUGAUGACCCAAUACGUGGUUACUCGAUAUUAUCGGGCGCCUGAAGUGGUCUUGGGCAUGGGAUAUACUGAAAAGGUGGAUAUUUGGUCAAUUGGAUGUAUUAUGGCUGAAAUGAUAUCGAAGGAGAUUCUAUUUCCCGGUACAGAUCAUAUUGAUCAAUGGAACAAAAUUAUUGAAAUCUUGGGAACACCACCUGCAUCAUUUUUGAGCAAACUUGAACCGAGUGUGCGGUACUAUGUUGAGAGUGGUCCACGAUGUACUGGUAUAGACUUUAAUACAUUAUUCCCUGACGAAAUAUUCCCGGAUGACUCGACAGAACAUGGCUGCUUGACUGCGACUGAAGCGAGGGAUUUACUUAGUCGCAUGCUGGUAGUUGAUCCCGAUCAGAGGAUUUCUGUCGAUCAAGCACUCGAUCACACCUAUAUAAAUGCCUGGUACAAUGAAUGCGAAGUGAAUGCACCGGCACUCAAUUCUUACGAUCACAGUGUGGAAGAGCAUGAGCAUACUGUUGAGCAAUGGAAGAAUCUGAUGUACGAAGAAGUCAAAGAAUAUGAAGCACAAAAUUAUGAAAUGGUCGAGCUAUGAGGCAACAAUUUCCCAAUGGAAUAGAUACUAAGCAAUUGAUGAGCUGAUAUACCGCAAAUAAUACCAAUGUAUAGAUUGUUUGACAUAAUAAAAUUGAACGAAUAUACAUUAAGAA
This is a messenger RNA of Sitodiplosis mosellana (orange wheat blossom midge), 2648 nucleotides long. RefSeq names its product stress-activated protein kinase JNK-like. Gene Ontology annotation, biological process: protein phosphorylation; JNK cascade. The record is from RefSeq and is a predicted model, not a curated record. Gene Ontology annotation, cellular component: cytoplasm; nucleus. Gene Ontology annotation, molecular function: ATP binding; JUN kinase activity. Lineage: Eukaryota; Metazoa; Arthropoda; Insecta; Diptera; Cecidomyiidae. The coding region runs from base 1418 to 2533 and encodes 371 amino acids. The transcript is spliced from 6 exons.